AUGCCUACCAGUCGCGAAGGCUAUCUCUGGACGCCUACCAGCGAAACAACCGGCCUCACCACCGACGCCGUUGUUAGUGGCACGCCAGACUCCUUGAUCCGUGACAAGUACGAUGUCGUUGUCAUCGGAACCGGUUUUGCUGGUCUCAUUGCGGCUCGGAACCUCUCUCGCAACCCGAACCUUACGGUGCUACUUCUCGAAGGUCGGGACCGUAUUGGUGGAAGAACAUGGACUGCGAAAGCCUUAGAGGAAGAGUUCGAAAUGGGAGGAACUUGGGUCCACUGGAACCAACCUCACGUGUACGCCGAAUUGCACCGCUACGGGUUACACUCCAACCUGAAGACCUCCGCCGGAACGCUCGAUGCCAAAACGACGUUAUAUACAGCUGCUUUCUCAACUCCCAACAACCUCGACGGCGAGGACGUCAACUCGGCUGUUCAACGAGUCGCAGAUGCCUUCUUCGCCAUCGAUGGCCUCUCUAGUCGCGACCUCAUGCCCUACCCUCACGAACCAUUCCGACAACCCGUUCCAUGGCUCAAAUACGACCACCUCUCUGCCAAGGACCGUCUUGACCAGCUUGAUCUACCUCAGAUUGAGAAGGACCUAUUCGAUGCCAUGGUCAGCUCCUUUGGCUCAGCUCCUUGCUCUGAAUGUGGUUUUACCGAAGCGUUGCGCUGGUAUGCACUUGGAGGACACACCAUGGCUGGCGUUUUCGAGCUUGCCGGUGUAUAUAAAAUCGGCAAAGGAGGAAUGAGCUCUCUAGCUCGUUCAAUUCUCGCCGAGUAUCAUGGACACUUGCUGUUUAGUACUGUCCUUGAAAAGGUUGAGCAGAGUAACUCAUCUGUCACCCUGACUACAAAGAAUCGCAGGCAGAUCCAGGCAAGCCAGGUCAUUUCGACAAUCCCAUUGAAUUGCCUGUCGGACAUUUCGUUUACGCCGUCGCUCUCCCCACUCCGUCAAGAGGCCAUCAGAGCUGGUCACAUUAAUCAAGGAGCGAAAAUCCACUUCAAGCUUAGCCAAACCGAGCCAGGCUUCUUUGCAAUGGCAAGUGGCUAUGGAAACUCGCCCUGGUGCUUCUCCUUCUCCGACCACAAUGGAACAGCCAAGAAAGAUGGCACCUACUGCAUUGGAUUCGGCUAUAACGGACAUCUCACAGAUCCUCGCGCCUCGAACCACAUCAUCUCUACUUUCAAGCAGUACCUGAAGCCCGAUGCUGAUGUCAAGGCGUACCUGACGCACGACUGGAUGAAUGAUAGCCUUGCCAAAGGAACUUGGAGCUGUUGGGGCCCGAAUGCCAUGUCCAAGUGGCUCAAGGAGCUGCAAGCAUCAGAUGGAAGAGUUCACUUUGCUAGCGCUGAUUGGGCUGAUGGGUGGAGAGGGUUUGUUGAUGGUGCUAUUGAGAGAGGUGUGGUUGCAAGCAGGGAUGUUGAGCGGUUGCUUCUGGAGGAGCAAGUCAAGUCCAAGAUCUAA
Fusarium vanettenii 77-13-4 is the source of this 1470-nucleotide messenger RNA. RefSeq lists its product as uncharacterized. NCBI's taxonomy places the organism in Eukaryota, Fungi, Ascomycota, Sordariomycetes, Hypocreales, Nectriaceae. The record is from RefSeq and is a predicted model, not a curated record. Gene Ontology annotation, molecular function: oxidoreductase activity. The coding region runs from base 1 to 1470 and encodes 489 amino acids. The transcript has 3 exons.